Messenger RNA from Cylas formicarius (sweet potato weevil), 3595 nucleotides. Its product is annotated as TSC22 domain family protein 1-like. The transcript has 4 exons. Gene Ontology annotation, cellular component: endoplasmic reticulum membrane. The record is from RefSeq and is a predicted model, not a curated record. Gene Ontology annotation, biological process: regulation of transcription by RNA polymerase II; protein insertion into ER membrane. Gene Ontology annotation, molecular function: protein folding chaperone. Bases 252 to 2153 code for a protein of 633 amino acids. NCBI's taxonomy places the organism in Eukaryota, Metazoa, Arthropoda, Insecta, Coleoptera, Brentidae.
GAGCAGUCGUGCCCACUUGGUAUGAAACGAAAAAAAAUUCUCUGGUAGUUCUCCCUUUGUAAAUAGACAGCUGUCAAACUGUCAACCUUGGGUCGCCAUUAAAUAUUUUGGAGAAGUUAGUUAUUUUCCUUAACAUACAAUAGAAUUUUGGUAUAUUUUCCAUCAUAAUCUCAAAAGGUUUAAUGACGUUAUAGCGACAUAUUAUUAUUGAUUCUUCGGAUUUAAAACCAAAGUAAUAAUAUAAACUCACGAUGAAUGCCGAUCCGCGAAGACCAGAUAAAGUCCAACGUUAUGUGGCAAAAAAUAACUCCAACGCAGAAGAUCUGACUCCUGAUUACAUGAAUAUUAUGGGUCAGCAACCGACCACGGCAAAUGCAGCUGGCGAGGUGAUUGAAAAACAGCCAGAUCCACCUACAACUGGUGAGCCGAACCUUCAAGUACGCCCUACAGCCCUUGAAGAGGUUCAGUCUCUAAAUAAUGAACUUGUUGCAAGCAAUGCCGCUAAUGUGAUACCCACCAGCCCUCAAUAUGGUGUUGCCAUUAUCUCCAGUAAUGUAACAGUUCCAGCGGUGCACGAUUUUCCCGCAGAAACUGUCUCUUUGCCUAUUGAAACCAGUGUGGACACAACUGCAAAGGCAGACGAUACUAAAGAUAUUCAUCCGGCUCCCAGUCGAAAUGAUAGAUUUAAAGUGGUUAAAAUUGCUAGUCUAGAACCUUUCAAAAGAGGUAGAUGGAAAUGCAUGGAUUAUGUGGACGAAGCGCCUCCACCAAGCGUUGUUAAUAAUACUACCAAUAAAACACCCCAAUCUACAGGUAAUGCUGGAGUUAGUGGAGGUGUUUAUUUACAUUCACAAAGUCUACCGCCUCAGCAAAUUCAGCAGAUGCUUAUACAAGGUGGAUUUACCAAUGGUACUCAAUUUUUUCCUACCGUACCAGCCCAGCUCCUGCCCCAAGCUCAGUACUUUUACCCCCAAGUCGGCAAUAUGCAAAAUCAAACGAUUCCGCAGCCUGUAGCAUCAACUAUGCCUGCCCAAUUUAUUAAUAAUCAAACUUAUUUCCCUACUGGAGUUGUGACUAACCCGGCGGGUUUUGCAUUACCUCAAAGUUAUCCCAAUAUCCAAUAUGUUCCAAUACCAACUCAGGGAGGAGCAUUUGUGCCCACUUCACAAACUGUGCAGUUGCCAACAAAUUUUCCACAAAGUCAGACUUUUGGAGGUCAGGCAAGUGUGUCUCAAGCAAAUAUUGUUCAGCCCAUUGUAAAUGGCCACAAUUAUACUCAACAAUCUGAUCAACAAAUGACAAGUCAGGCUGUGAAAAAUGUGGUAGUCAAUUCAAUACCCAGUAGUCAGUCCCAACAACAGCCCGCAGUGCAAAAUCAACCAUCACAGUCCCUCAUACAGGGGCAGCAAUAUCAAUCACAAAGUGGUACAUACCAACAGGGGGCCUCUUUACCCAAUCCCCUGACUCAGACUCAGCCAACAAGCCAAACUCUAGUUACCAGUGUAACAACCACCCCUACAGUCAUAGCCGCUCCGGUAAUAGCAGUUCCUCAACAAAUACAACCAAAUAAUGAUGCAAAUAAUGUUUAUACAAAUCCUCAGUUUGCUAUGAGUGUGAAUAGUUUAACAGUGUUAGGAAAUAGUGAGAACCCUUUGGACGCUAAUGAACCAAACAGUGUGGCCGAAACAGUGGGUGAUGGUACAGAAGAUCCAUCAAAAAGCAAUCCUGUUGUCAAUGCGAUAGACAACAAAAUCGAACAAGCAAUGGACUUAGUCAAGAGUCACCUUAUGUACACUGUAAGGGAAGAAGUCGAGGUAUUAAAAGAAAAAAUCGCAGAACUCAUGGAAAAAAUACAACAACUAGAAACAGAAAACAAUUAUUUGAGGUCUCUGAUACCGAAAAACCAAAGCAUAACCUCCACUACGACAACAACCACCACCUAUACAAAUCCCGUGACGCAACCCCAACCAUCUAACGUUUCUGCUGUACCAUCUAAUCCGAACGUAAUUACGCAGAACUCGAACCCGGUCGCGGGCAAUACCAACCCCAGCCCCGGCGUAUCGAUAACGUCGCUUCCCCCUAGUCAAACGGCAAGCAUUCCUAAUAACUCGACAAUUCCGCCCACGCAAAAGGAGACAUCAGGCAACGAAUGAUCCGAUUCAAUCGUUCGGCCAGUUUAAGCCUAUUUUUUUUUGUAUUGUUUCGUUUAUUUAGCAUCCAUUAGUUGUAUGUUUUAUCGUAUGUUUUCGACUGCCUUUUUUAGUAUAGACUUAUCAAAUAGCUAAAAGGUAACUGUGAUGGACGACUUCAAGCGGAGAUUUGCCGGACAGACAUUUUUGCUGUUGUUUUUGACUUCCUCGGUAAAUUGUCGGGAUAUUUGAACCAUACGAAAAUUGAAAAUAAUGGUUUAUAUUAACCCGUUUCCUUUCUUUUGUUUUACUCGGAACCUUCAGUGGAAAAAAUUGGAAAAUCUCGCCCCACUUAUGUUUACCGUUUACAUUUGGCUAAGAAGAGGAGGUUUAUGACGCAGGUCGUCGAUUUAUGAACUAACUAAUUAUUCUAGGCGGUGGGGAUUAGUGUUUUCAUAUAUCCGCUUACACCCCAAUGGCGAGUUUUGUAUGGAGAAAAAUAAUUUUCCAAUUAUAAUUUAAUAAAUUAGACAAAAAUAUUGUUGAAGUCGUAUACCAUUUCGGUGUUUCAAUGAAUUUCCGGAAGAGCCUAGAUUUGCCUAUAUUGAUAGCUGUAUGUAUAUCCUACACUAAGUUUGACCUUAGCGGAUUUAUAGAUAGCAAGAGAAAUGUAUUGAAAUGUAAUGGGUAGGGAAUUGUCAAUAAUUGAAAAGAAAAACUAGCAAAUCGGUAGAUAGGUCAAUGCACGCCAAAGGUCAAACCCGCAGUAAUAUACUACAAAAUGUUAGCACUGAAAAUUUGUCAAACGUAGUAUUGUUUUUCUCAAUAUCGUAGCACCUAUGGAAAUCUGGUAUAUGUAUUUUAAUCAUAUAACGUGUAAUCAUACUAGUAUAGAAACAGCAACAAAUUAUUAGCCUUUUUCUAUCGUUGUAUUACUUUUGUAUCUGAUUGUUGCAAUUUUGUGUUUAAAAGUAGAUAAUGUCUAUUGAGUGAUGUUGAAGAAAUAUGGAUGUUUGAGGUGAGCUUCGCGUCGAUGGUCUUUGUUUUGGUUAUGUGUUUUGUCUCCUUUUCCAAAGUAGUUUUUUGCUCGGUUGUGCCAAAUAAUAAAUAAAUUAAUCGCCUGAUAAAUAUUCGAAAUGAAGCUCAUCCCAUCCAGAGAUUAUAUUUUUAUGAUCGGAAUGGCGUUUAUUGGCCGAUAAUAAACAAAUUGUAAAUUGUGUAAAAUUUUGUAAAGUAUGUAGAUUAUGGAAAAUGAAAAACUUUAUUUGAAUUUGGUUCUGAAUGAAUCUGUGAUUUAUUUUGUAUGAGUCUUUGUCGCUUUUUUGAAAAAAAAAAUGUCAAACUAUAUAUACAUAUAUUAAUUAUAUCUGCGAUGCGUUUUAUUAUAUUCCUCUACCACGAUUCGGAGUAAAUAUGUAAUGCUUAUUCUUGACAAAGUGCUUUAGUAUUCAAUAAUUUAAAAGAAA